AAGGGGGCGUGGAAAACUCGCCGGGAAUUUCCCAGCGCCCGAAAUAUCAAUUUGUUCUGGUGGCCCCGGGGCUGCGAAAUCGCUGCUCCCCGAGCACCCAAAGCGGGCUGGGACGGGGAUGGCACAUCCAGGGGGGAAUUUUCCCGCUGUUUUCCUGCUCCUGCUGGUCGCUGUUCCCAAUUCCCGGGGGUUGGAAUGCAGGGAACACCAAUAUCCGUACCGGGAUAAAUGCUGCAGCGACUGUGCCCCGGGGGAGAGGAUGAGGAACCGCUGCACGGCCACGGCAGACACGGAGUGUAUCCCCUGCCAGGAUGAAUAUUUCAGCAGUGAGCACCACCACAGCUUCUGCAACAGCUGCACAGUCUGCAACACCAAGAGGGGGAGCGUGGAGGUGAAGAAGUGUGAGAAGACCUCGGACAGGGUGUGCGUGUGCCGGGCAGGGUUCAUGCCAGCUGGGCUGCCCCUGGGGAGUGUGUGUUCACCGUGUCCUGAGGGAACUUUCUCCCCAGGAAGGAACGAGAAGUGUCAGCCUUGGACCAACUGCAGCAGCCUUGGGAAGAGCAUCCUGAGAGCAGGGACAGAGGCCCAGGAUGCUGUUUGCAGCAACCCUGUCCCCCUGCCAGAGGUCCCUGGGACUCCAACCCCUGCCUGGAGUGUCCUGAGCACUUUCCAGAGGGAAAACAGGGAUAACAAGAGCUCCACUGCUGGGAUCUCCUCCCCACCCAGAGCUGGGGAAGGUCCUUCCAUCUGCCCCGACCCCACCGACCCCACAGACACCAGCUGGGGCUCUCUCUCCCUCCUCCUGCUGUGUCUGAUCCUGCUCCUGGUGAGUGGAAUGUCCAUCCUGCUGCUCAUCAUCCAAGCAGCCAGAAAAGAGACCAAGGGGAGGCCUCGUGGGAGCAACAACCAGAAGGAUGGGAGCUGUCGAAUUCCUAUCCAGGAGGAACAGGUGGACUCCAAUUCCAGCCUCAUCAAGAACUGACUUCCCAUUCUUUGCUGUCUCCUGCAUUUCUGAGCCUGGGGGUUCUUCCAAGGGAUGUACCUGUUCUGGGACUGUGUGGAGCUGUUUGACUGUGGAGCUGUUUAAUUGUGGAGCUGUUUGAUUGUGGAGCUGUUUGAUUGUGGAGCUGUUUGAUUGUGGAGCUGUUUGACUGUGGAGCUGUUUGAUUGUGGAGCUGUUUAAUUGUGGGACUGUUUAAUUGUGGAGCUGUUUGAUUGUGGAGCUGUUUAAUUGUGGAGCUGUUUGACUGUGGAGCUGUUUGAUUGUGGAGCUGUUUAAUUGUGGAGCUGUUUAAUUGUGGAGCUGUUUGAUUGUGGAGCUGUUUGAUUGUGGAGCUGUUUGAUUGUGGAGCUGUUUGAUUGUGGGACUGUUUAAUUGUGGGACUGUUUAAUUGUGGGACUGUUUAAUUGUGGGACUGUUUAAUUGUGGGACUGUUUAAUUGUGGAGCUGUUUAAUUGUGGGACUGUUUGAUUGUGGGACUGUUUGAUUGUGGGACUGUUUGAUUGUGGGACUGUUUGAUUGUGGGACUGUUUAAUUGUGGGACUGUUUAAUUGUGGGACUGUUUAAUUGUGGGACUGUUUAAUUGUGGGACUGUUUAAUUGUGGGACUGUUUAAUUGUGGGACUGUUUAAUUGUGGGACUGUUUAAUUGUGGGACUGUUUAAUUGUGGGACUGUUUAAUUGUGGGACUGUUUAAUUGUGGAACUGUUUAAUUGUGGAACUGUUCACUUGGGUCCCUCUGGGGCUCCUCGGUGCCCCUUUGGCCUCAGGGAGCAGCUGUUCCCGUUGGAAUUUUGUGGUUCUCCCUCCCAGGCACAUCCCGUGCUCACAUCCUGGGCUGGGAGUGCUCCGUGCAUUCCUGGGCACUGCCUUGGGAUGGCAGGGAAUGUUCAGGGGGCUGGAAGGGCUGAUUGUUGCAAAAAACAUGGCUUAGAAAAGACAUCCAUUCCCUGGCUGCUCCCUGGGAAGAGGCACGAGCUGAUUUAUUAACCCAGUGCUGAAUAUCUGGGCCUUUGGGGCAGCAUUUGGGCAGAGAUUUUGCUGCCUGAACUCUGCUCUGCCCUAAACUCUGAUCCCCUCGAGCACACUGGGAGUGGAACCCCCACCCAGAACCUUCCAUCCCUGCCAUUAAAACCCCCACACACUAUGUGUGUAACUUUACUUGUCUGAUUUUUCCCACAAGUUCAGCGGCCUGGAGUGUUUUGAAAAGCAUUCUGAUUUAUUUUUUUGGUUUUUUUAAGACAGUAAAUUCGAAAAUCUGGGAGGAACCUGAAGUGUUGUCGUGGGCAGCUUUUGAUGUGUUUGAAAUGCCUCAAGUUCAAGAGGCAGCAAACUUGAGAGUGACAUAAUUCAGAAGUGGUUUCCACUUCAAAUGUACCUCCCCUGUAGGUAACCCCUCAGAAAUGACACUUUGGAUCCCACAGCACCGAAGCAUAUGAGAAAAUAUGCAGCUAAAAAUGUAUUCAAGAAUACAAAGGGGUGUCUAAACCCAUGUUUUUAAACAUAAGUUUCCUUAUAUGUUAUACAUAUGGGGGACUUAGCCAGGAUUUUUCCUGUUUUCCAGGUGCAUAUAUACGAUGUAUAGAAACAUUUGUGUUGGAUGGAAACAUUUGUAUUGUAUACAAAGGGCUGAGAGGGACUUCUGCAAAUAAAGGUGUGGUCGCAGCUCUG
This is a messenger RNA of Pseudopipra pipra, 2669 nucleotides long. RefSeq names its product TNF receptor superfamily member 4 (gene TNFRSF4). Gene Ontology annotation, biological process: inflammatory response. The record is from RefSeq and is a predicted model, not a curated record. Gene Ontology annotation, molecular function: tumor necrosis factor receptor activity; protein binding. The transcript is spliced from 7 exons. Lineage: Eukaryota; Metazoa; Chordata; Aves; Passeriformes; Pipridae. The coding region runs from base 119 to 982 and encodes 287 amino acids.